AUGAAGUUUGCCGCUUUCCUUGCUGCCGCUGCAAUUGCCCUUGCUUCCGUCUCUGCCGCUGAGGCUCCCCGUGCCCACCUUGUCAAGGCCCGUAUGGCCGAGGAGGCUGGUCUCGAAAAGCGUGGCUCUGGUAAGCUCACCUGGUACGGCGGUGGUAUGCUUAGCAACCCUGCUUGCGGUGGCUCGGCUCCCGGUGACGAUGAGCUUGUCGUGGCUGUUGCCCAGAACGGUGGCUACGGCUCCUGCAACCAGCGUGUUGAGCUCCACUACCAGGGCAAGUCUGUGAAGGCCACCAUUCGUGACUACUGUGACGGCUGUGCGUAUGGUCACUUUGACGCCACCAAGGGUCUCUUUUCGCACUUUGCCAAUCUCGACGAGGGUGUGCUUACUGGCAUGAAAUUCAAGCUUUUGUAA
Malassezia vespertilionis is the source of this 414-nucleotide messenger RNA. RefSeq lists its product as uncharacterized. NCBI's taxonomy places the organism in Eukaryota, Fungi, Basidiomycota, Malasseziomycetes, Malasseziales, Malasseziaceae. The transcript has a single exon. The record is from RefSeq and is a predicted model, not a curated record. The coding region runs from base 1 to 414 and encodes 137 amino acids.